CGCGGUGCGCCGUGCUCCCCGGCCCGCCGCGCUGUCCCCCCCCGCGACCACUUGGUGACGGUCGCCUCCCUGCGGACCUCAGGGCCCUUUAAAUACCGGCGUGGAGGGGGUGGGUAGGGCCUGGACUUGCGGUCUGAGAGUUUCCACACUGUGUUGUACUCGGCGAGGGGACAAGGGGACAAGGGACAUCGCACCCCUGGCCCGCGUCGCUCGUCGCCGAUCUCCUCCUUUGCGCUGGACCGGAGCCGCCUCCGUCCACGCUUGGCCGCGCCAUGCCACUGCACGGUGAGAAGCAGCACGCGGCGGAGGACCGGCCGAGCGACCCGGAGGACUUGGACUCCCCACGCUGCUCCGAGAGCCUGGCUUCGCUCAGCGACUGCGAGUGCUCGGGGCAGAGCCUCGCCAGCGACUCCUCCAGCAAGUCCAGCUCUCCUGCCUCAUCGAGCCCGCCCAGGGUCGUGACCUUUGAUGAAGUCAUGGCUGCAGCCAGGAACUUGUCCAACAUGGCCCUGGUCCACGAGAUCGCCGUCAAUGAGAAAUUCCAGCUGAUGAAAGAGGACCUCCCGGAGCACAGCUUGGCCGGGCGAGUGAAGAGUAUCAUGCACCAGGCCUUCUGGGACGUCCUGGAAGCAGAGCUGAAGGCCGAGCCCCCCAAGUACGAACUCGCCAUCAGGCUGUUCGAGGAGAUCAGAGAGAUCCUUCUCUCUCUCCUCACCCCCGGUGGGAACCGGCUCCGCACCCAGAUCUGUGAGGUGCUGGACACGGACCUCAUCAGGCAGCAGGCUGAGCACGGCACUGUGGACGUCCAAGGCCUGGCCGCCUACGUCAUCGGCAUGAUGGGCAGGCUGUGUGCACCCGUGCGGGACAACGACAUCCGGGGCCUGAAGGCAACCGGCAGCAUCGUGGAGGUGCUGAGACAGAUAUUCCACGUGCUGGACCUCAUGAUGAUGGAUAUGGCCAAUUUCAUGAUUCAGAGUCUCCGGCCUCUUGCGCAGCGCCAGUUGGUAGAAUAUGAGAGAGCCAAGUUCCAGGAGAUUUUAGAGGAAACUCCAGAUGCCCUCAGUCAGACGACAGAGUGGUUAAGAGAAUCUGUGCAGGAAGAACUGCUUUCUCUACCUCCCGGGGCUGAAGAUCACUCCACGCCAAGCCCGAGCCCGCGGCGGGUGCUGAAUAACAGUUACCUGAAGCUGUUGGAGUGGGAUUACCAGAAGAGAGACUUACCCGAGACACUCCUGACAGAUGGAGCCCGGCUUCAGGAGCUGGCAGAGAAGCUGCCCCAGCUGAAGACGAUGGCGUGCCUAUGGCUGAUCACCAGCAGCACGGUGGGCGCCGUCACGGAAGGCCUGCCCGGGCUGGAGCACAGGUGGAAGAGGGUGGCCGCCGUUCUCCUCGAGGACAUGCACAGGGAGACCUUUAAUCUGCAGGACGCGUUGUGUUCCAUUGGUGUCCAGACUUGUGCUGAGCUGAACAGGGCGCUGGCAGACAGAAGCUUCCCAGCUUUGGGUGCUGAGGUUCAAGAUAAUCUCGUAGGUCAAUUUUCCAGCCUCAAGGAGGAGAACAAUCCCAUCCGCUCCUUGAUUGAUAAACGAAUCCGGCUCUACAUGAAAAGCCUCCUUUGCCUUCCGGCCCCCCUCAAGUCCAUGCCCCCCAUCCCAGGGGGCCUGACUGUCAUUCAGCCAGAGCUGGAAGCGCUGGGGACUCAAUUCGUGAACCUUGUGAACCUGAACAUGCAGGUGUACGGACCGUUCUAUGCAAAUAUCCUCCGAAAGCUGCUGUUCGGGGCGGAGGCCAGCCAGGAGGUGGGCGCCUCGCUCCCGGCCAACUGAAGACGAGCUGGUGCCAGGGCGGAGAUGGUGCCCAGCACGCAGACGCCCGUCACUUUCAUGGUGGCAUUACAGACCCAGCGUGGUCUCAGUACUGGCCUGGUACAGGCUUGGGUCUGUGUGCUCUGGCAAUGUUAGGUCACAAGACACAUCAGGUCACACAGACUCCAUUUGCACAUCUUUUUCAAGUUUAAAACAGACAUUUUUAACAGACAGAGGAAUUUGUAAUUAUAUUACCUACAUAAUACUUGGGUCUUCUUCAACAUUUGUAUUUGGCUUGUACUUUCAGCCUGCAAGAGGCUUUCCUCGUUUAUUACUAAUCCUAUCAAAUGAUUUUGAACUUGAGUAUAACUCCUUCAGGGUUGAAAGUUGAAAGCCAAAAAAAAAAAAAAAAAAAAAAA
Messenger RNA from Chinchilla lanigera (long-tailed chinchilla), 2224 nucleotides. RefSeq names its product t-complex 11, testis-specific-like 2 (gene Tcp11l2). The transcript is spliced from 10 exons. Lineage: Eukaryota; Metazoa; Chordata; Mammalia; Rodentia; Chinchillidae. Bases 273 to 1826 code for a protein of 517 amino acids. Gene Ontology annotation, biological process: signal transduction. The record is from RefSeq and is a predicted model, not a curated record.